AUGCCUUUGAACUAUUCUAAAUGGGACAACCUAGAGCUUUCGGAUGAUUCCGACAUCGAGGGCCAUCCGAAUGUAGAUCAUCGUUCGCUCGUCCGAUGGAAGCAACGCGCCAUUCACGAGCAGCGCGAAGAGCGCAAGCUCCGCAUCGCCCAGCUGAAGGCCGACAUCGGAGUCAAUGAAGUCCUCAGGCCCCGCCUUGCCGCUAUCGCCCAGGAUGUUGACUCGCAAGGUCCCCCGCACUUCUCAUCGCUCGUCGAACGGUUCAGGACGAAUCCUGCUCCCGAAAAGCCACCAACGAAUGCUCCGGACCAGAAGACGUAUGACGAAAUGCUGCUGGCGCUGAUGCUGCAGGUGUGGGAGGAGGCGAAGAAGAAGGGCGUGGGGAAAGACGAUCCGAAGCUUGGGGAGGCGUUGGUUGAGGGUUUGAAGACGCACCUCGUGAGGAUCGAUGAGCACCAGGAGAAGUUGCGGAAGGAGCUUGCGAAGGAGGAGGCGGAGAUGCACAAGAAGAUUACGUCUGAGGAUAUUCAUGAAGGAUUCGACUCAAAGUACGUGCCGCCAAAGCCAGCGCCGCCCCCUGUCAAGAACGCUAUCCAAGACAAGCCAAAGAACACGGUGACGGAGUUCGAGACUCUCAAUCCCAAGGGCGUCGCCAGUGCACCCAGCACCAGCUCAUCCGGGGCAUCAUCAUCAAAAGCCCCCGCAAGAGACGACGACGCCGAUGCCGACGAACUGCCCGAGCUCACACCUUCUCUCGAGGGGUUCUCGCGCAUCCCUGUCCGCGCGUACGAGCAGUCAUGGGAAUUCAUUAAAGCGCACCGUGACGUCUACGUCCCCGGCGCGUCCGAUGCACUUCUCGUCGCGGCGUUCCGCGCGCAGAGCGACGGGAACCCGAAGUGGGCACUUCAGUGCGUGCACCAAAGCCUGCUGCUCCAGUACUGCGAGAAGCUCGGCAAGGAUGGCCCUUCUAUGUUCUUCCGGAAGAUGACCUCGGGUGACCCCCGGGCGACGGCGGUAUUCGAGAAGGACGUCCAGGACACGUACGCGCACCUCGUCGAGCGGGUGCGGAUAUCCAAGGCGGAGGAGGCCGCUGCCGCAAGCGGCGAGCAGAUCCAGCUCGUCCCCGAGAACCCGGACACGCAGAUCGGGUUCAACGUCCCGGACGGGCCGCCCCCCGAGCACCUCGAGCUAGAAGGGCCCGGGUUCGAGAACGUGAGCGUCGAGGACGUGAGGAAGGCGCUGCAGAUGCAGUGGGACGUGUUCUCAGCCUUCGACGAGCGUCUGCAGAAGGCGCUGCGGAGUCAGAGCCUGGACGAGGUGAACAAGGUGCUGGGUUCGAUGAAGGUCGAGGACGCGGAGGAGGUCGUGCGGCUUCUCGACGUCUCUGGCAUUCUGAACUUUUCGGAGUCCGGCGUCCGGGACGAGACG
Molecule: messenger RNA, 1428 nt
Organism: Dichomitus squalens LYAD-421 SS1
Lineage: Eukaryota; Fungi; Basidiomycota; Agaricomycetes; Polyporales; Polyporaceae
Exons: 5
Biological process (GO): protein stabilization; protein folding
Cellular component (GO): cytoplasm
Molecular function (GO): heat shock protein binding; protein kinase binding; protein-folding chaperone binding
Source: RefSeq, a predicted model, not a curated record